Molecule: messenger RNA, 335 nt
Organism: Pelodiscus sinensis (Chinese soft-shelled turtle)
Lineage: Eukaryota; Metazoa; Chordata; Testudines; Trionychidae
Source: RefSeq, a predicted model, not a curated record
GAAAAACCUCACUGAGGAGAUGGCAGUGCUGGAUGAGACCAUCGCUAAACUGACCAAGGAGAAGAAAGCACUCCAGGAGGCCCAUCAGCAGACCCUGGACGACCUGCAGGCAGAAGAGGACAAAGUGAACACACUGACCAAAGCGAAAACCAAGCUGGAGCAGCAAGUGGACGAUCUUGAAGGGUCACUGGAGCAAGAGAAGAAACUCCGCAUGGACCUUGAAAGAGCCAAGAGGAAACUUGAGGGAGAUUUGAAGCUGGCCCAGGAAUCCACAAUGGAUUUAGAAAACGAUAAACAGCAGCUGGAGGAAAAACUGAAGAAGUAAGUAUGGAUUG